AUGAAGCAUUUACUUUUGUUUUCGAUUUUCCUGGUGGCCAUCGUCAGCAGUAGUAUCACAUUUGAUCAUUCUGAAGACUGCGACGAUGAUGAUUAUGGAAAUGAUGGUGGUAUUGUGCUUGGUGGUGGUGGUGGAGGAGAUUCUUGCGAAGACGGAGGUGAGCAACAAGUCGUGCUGAUCGGCCAAGUUUUGGGUGGCGGCGGUGGUGGUGGAGGUCGCCGUCAUCACAGAGGUCAUCGUCAUGGAGGUGGAGGACACAGACAUGGUGGUCAUCGAGGUGGUGGUGGAGGACGUGGGAUGGUAAUUGGCGCCGAGAGACCUCAAUAAUUGAACUGUUAUAAGGGAAAUGAAGUCGUAUUUUUUU
Messenger RNA from Caenorhabditis elegans, 364 nucleotides. It is a transcript of the gene Y46G5A.23, whose product is annotated as FIP (Fungus-Induced Protein) Related. The record is from RefSeq and is marked reviewed. NCBI's taxonomy places the organism in Eukaryota, Metazoa, Nematoda, Chromadorea, Rhabditida, Rhabditidae. Bases 1 to 327 code for a protein of 108 amino acids. The transcript is spliced from 2 exons.